AUGAUCCAACAAGUCUAUCCAAAUCCCAUUUCGACAAGACGAAGGAUACCAAAUUCCAGUGGCGAGGGUGAAUGGCUACAUCAAAUGAAAGACACAUUUCUCAAUUCGACAGAAGAUCUAAAUGUCUUUAUCGUCGAUUGGCAAGGUGGAUCAGUUCUUAUUUAUCCCAAGGCAGUAGCCAACACUAAUGUGGUGGGUGCUGAAAUCGACGCCUUUGUACGCUUCUUAGAUUCUGCGGUAGGAUACACGGGAGACAUGGUUCAUUUAAUUGGCCAUAGUCUUGGGGCACAUGUCUGUGGCCAUGCUGGGGAGAGAAUGGAACGUCUCGGUAGGAUUAGUGGCACCGACCCAGCUGGUCCAAGUUACAAGGAUGAAGAAUCAGAGUGUAGAUUAGACCCGAAUGAUGCAAAAUUCAUUGAUGUUAUACAUGUUGACGGUGAUGGAGCUGGCAUUUUUGACGCGAUGAUUGUGAUCAUGGGCGUGGGCCUGAAUAUUACAUUGCGUCUAUUACUGAUUGCCUGUUCGAAGCAUACCCGUGCGAUGACAUCGAAAACUGGGAGAGUUGCACAACAUGCAAUUCUGGAUGCAGUAUAA
Saccoglossus kowalevskii is the source of this 594-nucleotide messenger RNA. Its product is annotated as pancreatic lipase-related protein 2-like. Gene Ontology annotation, biological process: lipid catabolic process. Lineage: Eukaryota; Metazoa; Hemichordata; Enteropneusta; Harrimaniidae. Gene Ontology annotation, molecular function: lipase activity. The record is from RefSeq and is a predicted model, not a curated record.